AGUAGAACUUUACAGUUACAUAUGCAACAACACGGUGCCAUUUGCACUUAAGACUGGCAACCAUAGGAAGCAAAGACGGGUACAAAGAGAGACCUAAAGAGAAGAAGAGGAGAACGGUCGUUCUGUGCCAUGUUGGCUGAAGGUUUUCUCAGAGUGCUGCGUUACAGGGAGGAGAGAAAGUUUGCCACUGCUUCCAAGAUUAAGAGAUCGCAGACACACACUCCUGGUCCGGAUCAGUUCACCGGUGUUGUCUCCGAGUCCAUCUCCACAGACCCACAGACAGAUUCAGCUGAAGCAGGUCCAAACCAGGAAGAACUAGACAACACCCAAUUCCAAGGACUGAAAGUGGUCCCUCGAGGUCCUUUAUGCCUCUUGAUCCCUGGGUGUCCAGCUGACCCUACAGUUUUCCUAGACAACUGUAGCCUCCUGGACCAGUACCCAGAUCUGCAGGUGGCCGACUCAGGCCUCAUCUCACACAACCCACCGAGAGCCACCGUCCCCCUGCAGGGCUUUCACACUCAGCCUCUUGCCACAGAAGCCUUCCGUCACCCAGAAUGGGCAACCCAACAGGGCCCGCAAGGCGAGCCUGUCCUAUCGAUACCAGACCAGGGUUAUCUGGUUAUGGGGGCCAGCGUGAACAACAGCUUGGAUCUACCCGGAUCAGGCUUGGAGCCUAUGUCUAACUCUUUGCUGAAUGGGCUGCUGGAGAAACAGCUGGAGGAGGUGUACAUGCAACAUCUGACUGACAACUUGGCUCGAUGUAACUCCCACCUGGGGAACAGCCUCCUGCACGGCCUGGUGCCUCUGCCACACGGGCUGGGCCCGGACUCUCUGGAGGCCGGUCUGGAUCAGGGAUCAAGAGGGGACAGCGGAAGGAUUAGCUACCUGAGCACCCAGAACUUGGUUCCCUGCUCGUCCAACUUCAGCUCUCCUGUGCUGAGGAUUUCAGAGGCUGACAGUCCUCAUCUGCAAUGAAUGCAAUCAUGCACACUCUCUGCAAAAGUAUUACGUUCACCUACGUGAUAGUAACUAAAGGCUUUUUAUGUGUCUUCUGCACUGCAACCUCCAAGUUUACACAUCCCCAAUGCAACUCAGACUUAAAAACAAGUGCAAUUCAUCACAUUUUAUGUUUUUCUACCUGUAUUUACAGCAUGUCUGUGUUUUCUUGCUUGAUGAAAUCAAGCCUGCUCUCAUGCGCCA
This is a messenger RNA of Etheostoma cragini (Arkansas darter), 1200 nucleotides long. RefSeq lists its product as uncharacterized. NCBI's taxonomy places the organism in Eukaryota, Metazoa, Chordata, Actinopteri, Perciformes, Percidae. Bases 130 to 975 code for a protein of 281 amino acids. The transcript has 2 exons. The record is from RefSeq and is a predicted model, not a curated record. Gene Ontology annotation, biological process: regulation of toll-like receptor signaling pathway.